ACCCCCUCAUGUCAUCUACAUCCACUCGACAGUCAGAGGUACACCCCAUCAUGUCAUCUACAUCCACUCGACAGUCAGAGGUACACCCCAUUAUGUCAUCUACAUCCCCUCGACAGUCAGAGGUACACCCCAUCAUGUCAUCUACAUCCACUCGACAGAGGUACACCCCAUUAUGUCAUCUACAUCCACUCGACAGAGAUACACCCCAUUAUGUCAUCUACAUCCCCUCGACAGUCAGAAGUAUACCACUGUAUGUUUUAUUACAACCAAUCUGACCUGAGAUACACCUCUACCUCAUCCACAAAAGAAAAUUAGUAUGCUAUGUAGUGAAAUACAGAAAUACUGCAUCGCCAACACGUUAAAUCCACGUUAACUCAAGGUCGUGAAAUAACAAAAAUGAAGGGGGCACCGAAAACCGAAUCACAUUUGAAAAAAUCUGCACCAGCCAUCUCGUAGAUUUUAAUCAAUUCUGCUGUCCAUUCAUUAACACGUGACUACAAUUGCUUGGUGCUCUUACUGUUGGGACACUAAUCGCCGCGAAUCACUAUAGGCGACAACAUGGUACUGAGGCUAGAGAGGUACAUUGUCCUGAUGGUUCUGUGUCCGACUAUUUAUCCUCAAGAGAUGAAUACAAUGUGCCCGAUAGGAGGCGCUAUGUACUACGGUCCUGACUACCAGAUGUGCUUCUAUGUAGUUAUCGAAGCAGCUAUAAGCUACAACAAUAAACAAGCCGCAUGUUCUCUGUAUGGUGGGGUCCUCAGCCAUAUACCGGACAAAAGGGCAAAUGCAUUUCUAUUUUCGGCAUUGUCGGAAAUGUCUGAUUCCAAAUUUGUCUUGGGGUUGAACGACAUUGAUAUAGAAGGGGUAUUUGUGACGUAUACCGGUGAAGUACAGCAGUGGAUUAAUUGGGCUGAUGGUCAGCCUAAUAACGUUUUAGGAGGGGAAAACUGCUGUGUCUUCUUUGCUUCCGGCAACACCAUGGUUGUUAAUGAUCGUCUGUGUGCAUUCGAAGAUUACCACACAAGAGCACUUUGUCAUGUGGAUGUCUCUCCGGACGUACCGACAUACUCUUUUGAUUUUCUGAAUGAUGGCAUAGGAAGCGUUGCCCUGUUUUCCAAAGUACAAUCGCCGUCUAAAGGGAUCAUCGGAGCUCAGUUGAAGAAAGUCUUGGUCAACAGUCUGUCAAUGUGUGCAAUACUUUGUAACCAAGACGACAGCUGUCACUUCUUCGUCUACAUGGCAACCGACACUUUGUGCUGUACACAUGCAAUCCCGAAAAUAAGUCCAACAACAGGAAGUGGAAUGCAAAUAGGGGCUGAGAACGUAUGGGUACGUCGAUAAUACACAGUGACACAUCGUGUACCCCUAUACUGUCUCAAGACAUUCCUUACUAGCAGCUUAAUCGUAUCUAGUUAAUUUUUGAAGGAGGCUCCCUGUAAAAUUACUUUCCAGUUAAAAUCUAGACAUAAAAUAGAUACAUGGUGCCGUAUACUAUACUCUACAUUUUUGUAUAUCCUUUCCCUAAUCAUUUUGUAGAUCCAUUCGUUAAUUAUUUCUGUAGAUACAUUCCUUGAUCAUUUGUGUAGAUCCAUUCCUUAAUCAUUGUCGUAUUUGUAGAUCCAUUCCUUAAUUAUUGUUGUAGAUCAAUUCCUUAAUUAUUGUUGUAGAUCCAUUCCUUAAUUAUUGUUGUAGAUCCAUUCCUUAAUUAUUGUUGUAGAUCCAUUCCUUAAUUAUUGUUGUAGAUCCAUUCCUUAAUUAUUGUUGUAGAUACAUUCGUUUAUCAUUUUGUAGAUCCAUUCCUUAAUCAUUCUUGUAGGUUAUUCCUUAAUACUUCAAUACUUAAUACUUAAUACAUCUAAAUGUAUAAUUUGAUUGUGUCUUUCGUACGAUCCUACCAGUAUGUGUCAAUUACAUAAAUAAAAAGUAUUGCGAAAUAUA
Pecten maximus is the source of this 1938-nucleotide messenger RNA. RefSeq lists its product as uncharacterized. The transcript has 4 exons. The record is from RefSeq and is a predicted model, not a curated record. Lineage: Eukaryota; Metazoa; Mollusca; Bivalvia; Pectinida; Pectinidae. The coding region runs from base 559 to 1341 and encodes 260 amino acids.